Pocillopora verrucosa is the source of this 2628-nucleotide messenger RNA. RefSeq names its product tubulin gamma-1 chain. Gene Ontology annotation, biological process: meiotic spindle organization; mitotic sister chromatid segregation; microtubule nucleation. The record is from RefSeq and is a predicted model, not a curated record. Gene Ontology annotation, cellular component: spindle; cytoplasm; centrosome. Lineage: Eukaryota; Metazoa; Cnidaria; Anthozoa; Scleractinia; Pocilloporidae. Gene Ontology annotation, molecular function: GTP binding; structural constituent of cytoskeleton.
AGGCAUGUCCAGCAUGAUUUACUCCCCAGAGCCUCCUUCCAUUCCAACAUCUUGAGGUUGUAUUCUCUUGGAUUAGCGUGGAAAAUGGCUGAUUGAUCACACCAGCCACAGGUAUUUUAGAAAAUUGGAGUACGAGGAAAAACUGGCCGAAAUAAUUACCCCAUACUCCGUCCCAUUCCCACCCGGAAACUUCUGGGACUACCGCUGACACGUCAGAUAUAUUUGCCGCCAUUUUUGACUUUCUUGGCCCUUGUCAAGGUUUUCGUUUCUGAACCGUUGCAAUUUGACUCGAGAUGCCUCGUGAAAUUAUAACUUUGCAAAUUGGACAAUGUGGAAAUCAAAUUGGAAUGGAGUUUUGGAAGCAGCUUUGUGCUGAGCAUGGAAUAAGACCAGAUGGAAUCCUUGAAGAUUUUGCCACAGAUGGAACUGACAGAAAAGAUGUGUUUUUCUAUCAGGCAGAUGAUGAACACUACAUCCCCAGAGCAGUUCUGUUAGAUUUAGAACCAAGAGUAAUAGAUGCAAUCACAUCAUCACCAUAUGCCAACUUGUAUAACCCUGAAAAUAUGUACACAUCAAAGCAUGGUGGAGGAGCUGGAAACAAUUGGGCCAGUGGAUACUCACAGGCUGAACGUCUUCAUGAAGAAACUUUUGAUAUAAUUGACAGAGAGGCUGAUGGGAGUGAUAGUCUAGAGGGCUUUGUAAUGUGUCAUUCCAUAGCAGGUGGAACAGGAUCUGGUAUGGGAUCAUAUCUAUUAGAAAAACUUAAUGACAGAUUCCCAAAGAAGUUGAUUCAAACAUACUCUGUGUUUCCACAACAGGAAGACAUUAGUGAUGUUGUAGUACAGCCAUAUAACUCUAUACUUACACUCAAGCGACUCACUCAAAAUGCAGAUUGUGUGGUUGUUCUUGACAAUACAGCUCUCAACAGAAUUGCAGCAGACAGGUUGCACAUACAAAAUCCAACAUUUUCUCAAGUAAAUCAACUGGUAUCUACAAUCAUGGCUACAAGUACAACAACUCUUAGAUAUCCAGGUUACAUGAACAAUGAUCUGAUUGGUUUGAUUGCAUCUCUAAUUCCCACACCACGAUUACAUUUUCUUAUGACUGGGUACACUCCACUUACUACUGAUCAGAAGGUGGCUAACAUCCGUAAAACAACAGUCCUUGAUGUAAUGAGGAGGUUGUUACAGCCUAAAAAUGUAAUGGUGUCAACACUCAGAGACAGGAAACACAACCACUGUUACAUCUCCAUUCUGAACAUCAUCCAAGGCGAAGUUGACCCCACUCAGGUUCAUAAGAGUCUACAGCGGAUCAGGGAAAGAAAGCUUGCAGAAUUCAUUCCAUGGGGACCUGCCAGUAUUCAGGUUGCAUUGUCAAGAAAAUCUCCAUAUGUACAGACAGCACACAGAGUGAGCGGACUGAUGUUGGCAAAUCACACAAGUAUAUCAACUGUAUUUGAAAAGAACUGCCGACUCUUUGAUAAACUUCGGAAGAGGGAAGCCUUCUUGGAAAAUUAUAAAAAGGAGGAGAUUUUUAAGGACAACUUCGACGAGCUAGAUGCUUCAAGAGAAGUUGUUCAACAGUUGAUAGAGGAAUACCAAGCCGCUACAAAAGCUAAUUACAUCAUGUGGGGAACUCAACAGCAGGGAGCGGCCGCGUCUGGAUUAGAUACAAAGAUUUGAUUUCAAGAACACGGGAAACAGAUUUUCAAUUUUGUAUCUCUUGUGCUGGGAUUCGGCUUAAAGACCGACUCACAGCGACAUAAGAAUCAGCGAGCUUUGACGGUAAAAACGACAAUCUCUUUGAAACGGAGGGCCGGCCUAUGCAGGGGUGUGGAGGGGAGGAGUUAGUAAAUUCGAGUGCAGAGAAAGCGUAAAGUAGAAUCGUUGAGUCCGGGGAUGGUAUUCACGGUUUACGCAGCAGAUUGAAGAAAUAUGGCCUCCUUUCGAUUCGGGCAUUUCUUUCUUGUUCGUUACUAGAUCCUGCACUCUGAUAAAUUUUCCUCUCUUCCUCGCAUGUUAGGCCAGCCACGCAUGUUUCAAGCUUUUGUUACUAUAAUGCGCAGUUUAAAUGAUGUCAAACAGACAGUCUGUCCAACUGAGAUUGAAGAACAGAAAUGUUAGUCUUCGUAGACAGCAUCGCCCAGAAGCACAACCUGGCAAACUUUGUAGUAUUAUCUCCUGUGGUUAGACCCUUGAGACUAAAUCGAAAUCACGGACAGUAAACCUCGCCUUGCGUUCAUCAUUUUUGCCACUCUAACAUUUUUGAUAAGUAAUCUAAGAAAAGUCGUGUUUAUAGUAUUCCUAGGGCGCUAGUCCAUUAAGAAUAGGUAUAUUAGUCUCCCUCGCCAGGUCACUCAAUUCUUUCAUAUGAUGAAAUUGUUUUAGAUUCCCCUGUAAACUUUGUGUUCUUGUGGAUCAGUUGGGAAUAAAUGCAAGAGCUGAACGCUUUAUUAAGAGACUGACUCGACUGAAGCCAGUCAGGUUUAUGUUCACUGAGAAAUAUUGUUAGACUUUUUGCCGCUGAGUAAGUUUACUUGUAUAUAAAUCCGUAGAUACGUUUGUUGAAGUGAGCAUAUUUGGUUAAUUGUAAAGAGAGUUUGGUGGAAGUAAACGUGAGUGUGCGUGA